ACGAUGCGCCAUAAUAAUUGAUUGCAAUUGUAACGUUAUAAAUCGCUGCCAUGCGCAAAUAUUUCAUCUAGCAGACCAGUUCUCAGUAUCUGUCAUUGAUUUUGUUAGUGUAGACGUCGCGGUUUUAGUUGCAAUUCUUUAUAACGGUAACCGUUACAAUGUGCAAAUCACUUUGUGUCACUUUGUUACUGUUAACGUGUAUUUUACAAACGCAUAGUAUUACGAAUAUGUACCCUAAAAUAGAGUCAGAGUUAUAUCGAGGGGGCAGCGGUGAACCCUUAAUAUUGACGCCGUUAAUAAAACAAGGGAGAAUUAAAGAAGCUCAACAUGCUGCCAGUGUAUCUCUUAACGACGUCAAACAAGUAAAGAGUUACGCGGCGUACCUGACGGUAAACGAACAAUUUAAUUCUAAUUUAUUCUUCUGGUUCUUCCCCUCACAAUUAAAUUACGCCAACGACCCUGUAAUUCUUUGGCUUCAAGGGGGCCCCGGUGCGACUUCCUUGAUAGGCCUUUUUACGGAAAAUGGGCCAUUUAUUGUAACACCACAGCAAACGCUCACUCCCAGAAAAUAUUCGUGGACUUACGGGCAUUCGGUCAUCUACAUCGACAAUCCCGUUGGAACUGGCUACAGUUUUACAGACGAUGGAGGUUACUCACAAAAUGAAACCGUGAUCGGCGAAAAUGUGUACAGGGCAUUACUGCAAUUUUUCCAACUAUUCCCCGAAAUCCAACGCAACCCCUUCUUCAUAACUGGCGAGUCUUACGCCGGAAAAUACGUGCCCGCUGUUUCGUACACCAUUCACAAAAAAAAUCCCACCGCUACACAAAAAAUCAAUUUGCAAGGAUUGAGUAUAGGAAACGGAUUAAGCGACCCCAUAAAUCAAUUAAGAUAUGGAGACUACCUAUACCAGAUCGGCCUGGUCGAUACAAACGUGAGGAAACACAUGCUGAACAUGGAAAUCAAGGGAAUUAAGUAUAUUCAACACGAAGACUAUGCAAAUGCAUUCAGAGUGUUUGAUGACCUGCUCAACGGCGAUCUAAAUAACCACACUUCGCUUUUCAAAAAUGUGACCGGUUUUGACAACUAUUUCAACUAUUUAUUCGCCGAAAAUGACGACAGCAGCUACAUGGGCAAAUUUAUUCAACGAAGCGAUAUCCGAUCGGCAAUACACGUCGGUGGCGCCAAGUUUAAUGGGCAAAACGAACUGGUAGAACAAAAUUUGAUAACGGAUAUUAUGAGAUCUGUUAGAGACUGGGUGUCUGAGCUUCUCUCCCAUUAUAGAGUUUUAAUUUAUAAUGGACAGUUGGACAUUGUUGUGGCGUAUCCGCUAACUGUCAAUUAUUUGAAGAAUCUUAAUUAUAGUGCCGCAAGAGAAUAUAAAACCGCAGCAAGGUAUCAGUGGCGAAUGGGCAAGGAAAUUGCUGGUUAUGUGAAGGUUGCUGGGAAUUUAACUGAAAUAAUGGUCAGAAACGCUGGCCAUAUGGUUCCGAAAGAUCAGCCCAAAUGGGCGUUAGAUUUAAUUACUAGAUUUACCCGUAAUAAACCAUACCAUAAUGAAUUAUGAAUAAAUUAAACAAUUUUCUUGCGUAAUUAUAAUGUAUUUUCUAG
This is a messenger RNA of Photinus pyralis (common eastern firefly), 1609 nucleotides long. RefSeq names its product venom serine carboxypeptidase-like. The record is from RefSeq and is a predicted model, not a curated record. Lineage: Eukaryota; Metazoa; Arthropoda; Insecta; Coleoptera; Lampyridae. The transcript has a single exon. Gene Ontology annotation, biological process: proteolysis. Gene Ontology annotation, molecular function: serine-type carboxypeptidase activity. The coding region runs from base 159 to 1565 and encodes 468 amino acids.